AUUCUUCCACCUCUCCUAAUAACAAUCAAACGUUGCCUUACCACGAAUGAGUGCAGCCCGGCGAUCAUACUUUUGUCAUCAUUGUGAAGCACCAAUUGUUUUAAACCACCGUGGGCAACGGCCGUCUUGUCCGCAAUGUAACCAAGAGUUCAUCGAGGAGCUUACCGAUGUGCCGAGAAGAAACCCAAGCUCAGUAGCACUGCGCAUGCAGCAAAGUCGAAGCUCUUCCUCUUAUUCUGUGAUUCCUAUCGACGCCAAUGUUUUCUUCUCUCCAUUACUGCAAGCAAUUCUUGUAAACAAUGAUAGCCGACGGCGCAGACAAGCUUCACAUAUUCCACCUCCCAACACUAGUGGCGUUACUAACACUUUACCUGUCGUUAUGAUUAACACCACCAGAUGGGUUUAUACUUCAGUCAUAGCAGACAGGAUGCCUAUGGAUUCACCUUACGAAUAUGGUCAUAAUGGAAUGCGACAAGAUACUCACAAUCUACAACCGCAAACAAAUAGCUCGGUAAGGGCCAAUACACCCAGUUCGAUACAAAGACCUGCUCCAGUUCAUUCACCUCCUCUUUUCGCGUCUGUCGGUACCGAAAACGAUCGAAUUGUCAAAGUAUCAAUGACAGAUACAGAACUUGCGGUAAUGCCAUCAUGUGCUGUUUGCAAGGAAGACUAUCGCAUGGGGGAAAGAGCGCUUAAACUUCCAUGCUACCAUGUGUACCACCGCGACUGUAUAAAACCUUGGUUAAAGAGGAAAAAAACAUGUCCACUCUGCCGACGCUACGUAGAGUAUAAGUCUUCAUCUUCUUCUACACGGUCAACAAAUGCUGUGGCAGCCCAAGCUUAACAAAAUUAACUUCCAAGAACGAAUAUAUUGUAUAUAUUUAAUAUCCUUUACCAAUAUGAACAUAAAGAAAAAAGAAGCAA
This is a messenger RNA of Umbelopsis ramanniana AG, 924 nucleotides long. RefSeq lists its product as uncharacterized. Gene Ontology annotation, biological process: ubiquitin-dependent protein catabolic process. The transcript has 7 exons. The record is from RefSeq and is a predicted model, not a curated record. Gene Ontology annotation, molecular function: ubiquitin protein ligase activity; zinc ion binding. NCBI's taxonomy places the organism in Eukaryota, Fungi, Mucoromycota, Umbelopsidomycetes, Umbelopsidales, Umbelopsidaceae. Bases 47 to 844 code for a protein of 265 amino acids.